ACCCUCUCUUUCUCCUUUCUCGUGUUCAUCUGCCACUUACAGGGACCCUUAACUGAGCGGCGUGCGCAGAAUAUUAGUGGUGUUCUCACAUUCUUUUUCUUCUGGGGUCUCUUCUUCUUCUCUCUCCUCCGAGUUCCCCGCAACAACGCAGCAGCCGCAGCACACGCCAACGACAAACCAGCCUUUUUCAACUGAAAUCACCAGAAUCUGAUAUUCGCCACUCAAAACGCGGAAUUAUGGCGUCUCAGGCGCAGUUGAGGAAGCAGCAGGAAUUGCAAACUACAUAUCAAAACUACAAGAACACAUUACAGACGAUUGCGUCAAAGAUUGGGGACAUUGAGCAGGAAGCCGAAGAGCACAAGCUUGUGUUGGAGACGCUGCAGCCAUUGUCUGGAGACCGGAAAUGCUUCCGCAUGAUCAACGGUGUCCUGACUGAGCGGACGGUCAAGGAAGUGGUGCCUAUCUUGCAGACCAACUCGGAUGGGCUAAAGAAGGCGCUAGAAGAGCUAGUCAAGCAGUACAAGCUCAAACAGGAUGAGAUGGAGAAGUGGAAGAAGAAGAACAAUGUCCAGGUUGUCCAACAACCAGGGCAAUAGUUGGGUGUCGAGUCAUACAACACCCCUUUGACAGGGUAGGCGCACGACAUAUGUAUGGAGCCACAUGGGGCAGCGUAGGUAGACGACAGGAGCCAGAAUCGUGUCUAUUGAGAAAGGGGUCGAUGGAUACGGCAUCUCAUCAAGUGUGGUGCUUGCCCCAGAUCGGAGUAUACUAAGACCCCCAUGAUUUGGUCUUGCACAGCAUGUCACAGCAAGGCGGCACAGCCUUGCCACGGCAAUUGUGGCCUGACUGGUAACGGACAGUGUAUAAUAUAACUCCAACAAUUAUACCUCACACAACCCCAAAGGAACCUUGUAUGAGCCAGCUACAGCAGGUCCAGGCACAUCAUUGCAUCAUAAAUGCCCCACCUACGUAUGUGCUUACCAAGUGCAAAAGCUUGAGCGCCGUACCUUUGUACCGGAACUGACAGUUGGCCCGGCACGUGUUCCAAAUACCCGGAGUGAUAUCUGCAUGAUGAGCUGGCCAGUCGGCCCAACUGUUACUGACGCACUGAUCUGCACCAUGUUCCCAUGGUCAUGGACACGUAGCUCAUAGGGUACCGGCAAUUUCUUCCAGAGCAAAAGGACGGUGAACGGCCUCGAGUGGAGUCGCAGGUGGAUGCUGACAACGUCAUUGUCUGAGGGAUUAGUGAAGCCUGAGCAAGGCUGUCUCAGGCAUUCCGUAUGCAGUUGAGCCCAACGAUAACAGCAAUAUUGACGUUGGCAAGACGGACGGGGAUGACGCUGGGACUGGUCUGGACAACACAUGUUCCUGCCAGAAGCGAUGCGGGCUGCAGUGACGAGCUGACGUUCAACUGGUCUGCCGUCCUGCCGCGUGGGAGUCGAUGGACAUGGGCAUUGGUGUGUGCGUGUCGGGUGCAGCGAAUUUCGACAAGUGCUCCAAUAGGAUAAAAUAGCAGGGCGGAGGCGUGGAAGUCUGUGAGGUCUGUAGGGCUGCCGAAUGAGGGCUGCUGACACGACUCGCAUACACAUGUAGGAUCGCCAGCUAGGCCGGGGCAUCAUCUGCAGGACUGUUCAGACGGCAUACCGGUGCUUGUAGCCGAGCAGAGCCGGAUCCGGGACUUGUGGUAAGCAUGUAAGUAAUGGUGCAUCGAUGGCAGAUGUGUGCGUUUUGUUGAGCUGCCGGGCUGUAUGAGUGAGGUGAUGAGU
Messenger RNA from Pyrenophora tritici-repentis Pt-1C-BFP, 1766 nucleotides. RefSeq names its product GimC, Prefoldin, chaperonin cofactor. The record is from RefSeq and is a predicted model, not a curated record. Lineage: Eukaryota; Fungi; Ascomycota; Dothideomycetes; Pleosporales; Pleosporaceae. Gene Ontology annotation, biological process: protein folding. Gene Ontology annotation, cellular component: prefoldin complex; cytoplasm. Gene Ontology annotation, molecular function: protein folding chaperone.